AUGGAGAGACGGAGUGACACGUCUUUCUCACGGAAGAGGAGUUUUACGUUUGGAGCGUAUGGAGGGAUUGAUCGGUUCAUCAGUGACAGUGAGAGCAGUCGCUCUGAGUCUGUUGGUCACAGCAUUCUGGAUAUUUUAGACUCUCCAUCCAAUGAGACUAAACCCUUCGUCCCCACAAACUCCACCCAGAAGGUGACGGAGCUGUUCGAGAUCAUUGAGAAGCUGCAGGGCAGCAGAUUAGAUGAACAACGCUGUGAGUUUCCUCCACCUUUUAAAUCACGGCUGUUGAGGAUAGGGGACGGUCUGCCCCUCAUUCUGCCCCCAAAAUCUGGAGGUUACUGGAUCGACCCUCCUUUAGACAAACGUGUGGAGACGAGUCCCACUUCCUUCAGUCCCUCCUUCGGCCUCGAAUCCUACGACAUCAUGGAGCGAGACAGCGAGGCCAAGAUCUACCAGGAGUUUUUCAGACACAGGUACCAUCACACUUUCACUGCAGUAGAUCCCUCACUCGGGCCACUCGUUCUUUCCGUCUGUCUGGAGGAGGAGGAGAACCGACUGAGGGUCAUUCUCAGGAUGAACGAGUGCUCUCUGCACGCCACCUUCUCCAUCUUUCUCUUCCAGAACUUUCCAACAGCUGUGGAGCUCACAAAGAUGCUGUGUUCCAGUGUCACUGUGUCCAACUUUGAAGUGGUCAGUUACCUGAAGGCUCCAGAGCUGAUAACAGCAUUUGAUGAACACAGAAUGUCUCAAAACUUCAAAUUUGGUGUUUUAUAUCAGAAGGAAGGACAAUUAACAGAGGAGGAGAUUCUCAGUAAUAAUGAAGAGAGUGAGGAGUUUAAACACUUCCUGUCUAUUCUGGGACAAACCGUUAAACUACGAGGAUUCACCGGCUUCAGAGGGGGUCUGGAUGUGUCACAUGGCCAAACAGGAAGUGAAGCGGUGUUCACAUCCUUUCACGGCCGUGAGAUCAUGUUCCACGUAUCAACUAAACUGCCCUUUACAGAUGGAGACACGCAGCAGCUCCAGAGGAAGCGUCACAUCGGUAAUGACAUCGUGGCCGUAGUGUAUCAGGAAGGCAAAACGCCUUUUCUCUGUGAUGUCAUCAGCUCCCACUUCCUGCACUGCUUCAUCGCUGUGAGGAGGGUCAAACGAGAAAACGGGGCAGAUGGAGGGGACGGGGGGGCAUUUCAGGUGUCCAUCACAGCCAGAGAGGAUGUGCCCCCGUUUGGCCCGCCUCUCCCAAACCCUCCUAUAUUUACUGAGGGUUCUGUGUUCCGCGAGUUUCUUCUUUCCAAACUGAUCAACGCGGAGAUUUCAUGUUACCGAGCUGAGCGCUUCAGUAAACUGGAGCUGCGCACUCGUUGCUCUCUGUUGGAGGCACUGAGGUCUGAGCUAUCCUCACGCUCCCACUGCAUGAUGGGAAACGCAGCACCACCCACCAGCACAGUAGCCCCGCCUCCAGAAGCAGGAGGGGGAUUCAUUGAAAACUUUAAAAGAGCUAUACGGGUGCGCAGUCACUCUUUUGACACAUUGGGAGUUGUAAAGAAGACAGGAGGCCAGAAACAACGGGAUGCUGAGAGGUAA
Molecule: messenger RNA, 1584 nt
Organism: Tachysurus vachellii
Lineage: Eukaryota; Metazoa; Chordata; Actinopteri; Siluriformes; Bagridae
Gene: rap1gapl
Product: RAP1 GTPase activating protein-like
Exons: 18
Coding region: 1-1584 (527 amino acids)
Biological process (GO): activation of GTPase activity; regulation of small GTPase mediated signal transduction
Cellular component (GO): cytoplasm
Molecular function (GO): GTPase activator activity
Source: RefSeq, a predicted model, not a curated record